Messenger RNA from Chaetomium strumarium, 3400 nucleotides. RefSeq names its product P-loop containing nucleoside triphosphate hydrolase protein. The record is from RefSeq and is a predicted model, not a curated record. Lineage: Eukaryota; Fungi; Ascomycota; Sordariomycetes; Sordariales; Chaetomiaceae. The transcript is spliced from 2 exons. Bases 45 to 3089 code for a protein of 1014 amino acids. Gene Ontology annotation, molecular function: helicase activity.
ACGUGUCGUGGAAUCAACUUGUGUCUUACCACGUCCAGUACAAUAUGUCGACAAUGUCUCGCCUCUCCAACAGCUCCAUCGCAGCCUUGCAGCCUACGGUCCCAUCCACAAUUGCAUGGCAGACGAACGCCUCAACAAACCUUCGUCCAGUACCACCGCUCAAGAUCUUCCCCUCAAUCGAGGAAUUCGUGCGCCGCCACAAAGAGGGCACCGAGGCCGAGUUUGCAGCAGAGCAAAAGCGAGUCGACGCGAUCAACAAAGAACAGCUCAAGUUCAAGGCUUGGGUGCUCUUGAAGGCCCGCCAGACGGCCAAGCGGUCUGAAUACUUGGUCAUCGUCGAUCCCGGUAAAGACGAGCGCAAGAUCGCCCAGCAAGGCGAACCCGCCAAAUUGAGGAUUGUCUUCAACGACGAGUCCGUUACCCGGUUCUUUGACGCACGAAGAGUCGAGAGCCCGAUGUUGCUGGCCAGCGGCAGUACCGCAUCGCUGGGGAACACCGCCAUCACAGCCCGCAGCCUUGAAAAACUUGCUUUUUUUCAAGUCACUAUCCACGUCGCCGAAGCGCACCACGGCAAAUCUGAAGAAUCGACUCUUCCGCCCUUAGCAACGGAUCUUCUGUUGGGAGACGAUAACGCCGUCCGGGUCAACUUCCUGUUGACUGCCUCGGACGUGACAAAAAAUGCGGAGCUCGCGGCCAUUAACCAGCUAUACGGCAGACAUGUUGGGGCGACAGAGCGACAACUUCAAGCGUUCGAGUACUUUGUACUCUUCCGCAACCCGAGGUUCGUCGUUAACCUCCACGAACGAAUUCCACACAUGGCUACUGCGAUGCGGGAGCCUUUGUGGCCCGGUUCACGGCUAGCUAAAAGCUACGAGAGCUUGAACUUUGCUCAAAGGCUAGCCUACAUUGGGUUUCGGAAUCUCCGAUGUGGGAUUUGCAUCCUGCCUGGCUGUCCUGGGGCGGGCAAAACUCACUUUAAUCUCUUCACGAUUGCCAUGGCGCAAUCCCGACCGCUCCCGACCCCCGUCCGGGUGGGUCAUCGCCUAGAGAAGCGGUGCGCAAAGGUCCUGUACAUCGUAGACAUGAACAGCCCGGUCGAUGAUGUGGCGAACCGCGCCGUUCGCCUUUAUGAGGAACUCGGUAUGACCAAAUCGGUCAUCCGCAUGAAGGGCUGGGGCGCCGAGGUGGCCCUGAGCAACCGCCUGAAUGCCGCGGAAGAUGCGGCUUCUGGUGAUCCGAUCACGGUAGACUUCACAAAUCAGUUUCUCCGAACGGCGAACCUGAUGUUGCUGGGUCACGGUUCAGGCAACACAAGGAGCUCAUGCAACGCCCCAAGUCUAGAUGAGGCAGCGUGGCAAUAUUACGAUUCUCGUAAGGAGACGCAGUACGAGGAGCUCACUAAGUUCCUUAAGGGGGAGCUUUGGGAGGAAAACGAGGUGAUCCCGUUGCGCUUCCGCCGCUGCGUCUAUAACCUUUACCGCGACACCCUUGCCGCGGCCGACUUCAUCGCGACCACGCCUGUCGCGGCGAGCAACCACUUCCGCGGGCUCUUUAAGCCGGAUUUAGUGUUCUUCGACGAAUCGCCGCAUGCCCGGGAGCUCAGCAAUCUGAUCGCGAUUGCAAACUUCAAUCCGAUUGCCUGGGUUUUCUGUGGCGACUACCGGCAGACCAUGCCGUACGUUGGGUCCGAAAGCCCGGGCUGCAGGAACGUCUACCGGGGCCAGAUGCAAAUCUCCAUGAUGGAGAGAGCUGCCGCGGCCAACAAGGAAGACCCGUUUUGCGCCAUCCAGCACGAGUUGUUCAUCAACCACCGUGCGUUUGGCGGUUUGGAACAGCUGGCCUCCCAACUCUGGUAUGAUGGCAAGAUGAAGAGCGCCCAUGGCACACGGACACCAGCCUCGCUCCUCUAUGUCCGGAAAUUCCUGGAGAGAUAUAUGGAUUAUUGGAGCUGUUGCACUGUACCGCGUCUGUUGGUUCAUGUCAAAGACUGCGGUCCAGAAGGCCGAGACGGCACGUCGGCGUGGAAUCCCACGCACGCCGCCUGGGUGAUGGCUCGGGUCGGCGAGCUACUCAAUGACAAGGAGUUCAAGCAGGCGGACCGGGAUGAGCCAGGGACGGUAUUGAUCAUUUCGCCCUACAGGAAGGCCUAUCGGGAGUACAAAAACGCAAUCAAAAAGCUCCCGCAUUGGGCCCAGUCCCGUGUCGAGACACGGACAGUGGAUGUCGUGCAAGGCCACGAAGCGGACUUCGUUUUCGUGGACCUGGUAAAGGAGGUACCCACCCGAUUCGUGGACAAUGCGAAUCGGCUUUGCGUCGCCCUGACCCGGGCACGCCAGGGAGAGGUGGUACUGAUGCACCCCAAGAUGGUGCAAGCGCCAGAUUUCCGUCGCACCACAAACCUAAGACGCAUAUACGACUUGUGCGUAGAGAAACAACAAGUUGUGUAUGUGGAGAAGGAGUGGACCACCGCCACGGUCCUCGGCCGCCAACCAAAGUCGCCCGCCGAGUCUACGGCGACGUCCCCCGCUACCGCGACGUCCAUGGUGACGUCUGCGGUCAGCAUGUCGGACCGACCGAUGUCACACGCCCAACCAGUCACGUCUCCCAACAAAGACCUUGCCACGUCCAUCCACUCCAGCACCACCUCCACAACCAGCGGUACUGGGAAGCCGGGAUCAUGCGCUCCAGAGACUACGAUUGCACCUACCGUUGCGGUCAACUAUGAGCCGACAUCACCCGCCGGAAAUGAAGCGGGACCCGAAUCCUUGGUCUCGGAACUCGGCCGCGAUAUGGAGAGGAAGCUGGUCAUCCGCGAAGUCCAUACUCGGGACGUGGGAAAGGAUGAACAAGUGAAGAAUGAGGAAGCGAAGAACGAGGAAGCGAAGAACGAGGAAGCGAAGAACGAGGAAGCGAAGAACGAGGAAGCGAAGAAUGAGAAAGCGAUGAAUGAAGAGGUUGAAGGAGCGCUUGAAAAAGUCGAACUUGUUGAAGACUCGGUCGCGGUUACCACCACAUUCCCUUGGGAGAAGGCCGUUUCUGAGCACCCGUGGACGCGUUCCCGGGGUUCUCGAGCCACGGCUAUUGCAUAGGAGGAUUGGAGGAUCAUGGUCAAUGUUUGUUAGGAGUUGGGGGUGCAUUGGGAAAAGGAUUUCAUGUGAUAAUAUGGAUUUGAGGGCGGGUCAGGCUGGUGUUUCUGUUUUACGGUAAUGGGUGCUGGUGGGAAGGGAGCACGAGCGUCUUUCUAGGGUUCCUGUUGAUGGCAUUUGAGCCGCGGAUAUUUCUCCUUCCAUGUAACUGGAACGAGGUUCAGGGUACCCUCUAGACCAUUGACGACUGGCAUGUUCAUACAUUUCUGGCAGUUUAGUGAGAUUGUGUUUCCAAUGACGUACCUAAUCCUCCC